AUGUCCACGAGGACGCCGCUGCCCACGGUGAAUGAACGGGACGCUGAGAACCACACGUCACAUGGAGAUGGUCGGCAAGAAGUGACCUCCCGCACCGGGCGCUCUGGAGCUCGGUGUAGAAACUCUAUAGCUUCCUGUGCAGACGAACAGCCUCACAUCGGAAACUACAGACUGUUGAAAACAAUCGGCAAAGGGAAUUUUGCAAAAGUGAAAUUGGCAAGACACAUCCUUACAGGCAGAGAGGUUGCAAUAAAAAUAAUUGACAAAACUCAGUUGAAUCCAACAAGUCUACAAAAGCUCUUCAGAGAAGUAAGAAUAAUGAAGAUUUUAAAUCAUCCAAACAUAGUGAAGUUAUUUGAAGUCAUCGAAACUGACAAAACACUCUACCUAAUCAUGGAGUAUGCGAGCGGAGGUGAAGUGUUUGACUAUUUGGUUGCACAUGGAAGAAUGAAGGAAAAAGAAGCAAGAGCUAAAUUUAGACAGAUCGUGUCUGCCGUGCAGUACUGCCACCAGAAGCGGAUCGUUCACAGGGACCUCAAGGCUGAAAAUCUAUUGUUAGAUGCUGAUAUGAACAUUAAAAUAGCUGACUUUGGUUUUAGCAAUGAAUUUACUGUUGGCAGUAAACUGGAUACGUUUUGUGGGAGUCCUCCAUAUGCAGCCCCAGAGCUCUUCCAGGGCAAGAAAUACGACGGGCCAGAAGUGGACGUGUGGAGCCUCGGCGUCAUUCUGUACACGCUGGUCAGCGGGUCGCUCCCCUUCGACGGACAGAACCUAAAGGAACUGAGAGAGAGAGUGUUAAGAGGGAAGUACAGAAUCCCUUUCUACAUGUCUACAGACUGUGAAAACCUUCUCAAGCGUUUCCUGGUGCUCAAUCCAAUAAAGCGCGGCACUCUGGAGCAAAUCAUGAAGGACAGGUGGAUCAACGCAGGGCACGAGGAGGAUGAACUGAAACCAUUUGUGGAACCAGAACUAGACAUCUCAGACCAGAAAAGAAUAGAUAUUAUGGUGGGAAUGGGAUAUUCACAAGAAGAAAUUCAAGAAUCUCUUAGUAAAAUGAAAUACGAUGAAAUCACAGCUACAUAUUUGUUGUUGGGGAGAAAAUCUUCAGAGCUCGAUGCUAGUGACUCCAGUUCCAGCAGCAACCUCUCACUUGCCAAGGUCCGGCCGAGCAGUGACCUCAACAACAGCACUGGCCAGUCUCCUCACCACAAGGUGCAGCGGAGUGUUUCCUCCAGCCAGAAGCAGCGGCGCUACAGCGACCAUGCUGGACCAGCUCUCCCUUCCGUUGUGGCAUAUCCGAAAAGAAGUCAGACCAGCACUGCCGAUGGGGACCUCAAAGCAGACGGCGCUCCCUCCAGGAGGGCAGGCGGCAGUGCGGGCGGAGGCAAGGGCAUGGCUCCAGCCAGUCCCAUGCUUGGGAAUGCGAGCAAUCCCAACAAGGCGGACAUUCCUGAACGCAAGACCGGCUCCACUGUCCCCAGCAGUAACACAGCGUCUGGCGGAAUGACACGACGAAAUACUUACGUUUGCAGUGAAAGAACUGCAGCUGACAGACAUUCAGUGAUUCAGAAUGGCAAAGAAAACAGCGCUGGUCCUGACCAGAGAACUCCAGUCGCAUCCACACACAGCAUUAGCAGCGCGGCCACCCCGGACCGCAUCCGCUUCCCCAGGGGCACUGCCAGCCGCAGCACUUUCCACGGCCAGCCCCGCGAGCGGCGGACUGCCACCUACAACGGCCCGCCCGCCUCGCCCAGCCUGUCCCACGAAGCCACGCCGCUGUCACAGGCCCGCAGCCGAGGCUCCGCGAACCUAUUCAGUAAACUAACCUCAAAGCUCACAAGGAGAAACAUGUCAUUCAGGUUUAUCAAAAGGCUUCCGACCGAAUAUGAGAGGAACGGGAGAUAUGAGGGCUCCAGUCGCAACGUAUCUGCUGAGCAAAGGGACGAAAACAAAGCAGCAAAGCCUCGCUCCCUGCGCUUCACCUGGAGCAUGAAAACCACGAGCUCCAUGGACCCCGGCGACAUGAUGCGGGAGAUCCGCAAGGUGCUGGACGCCAACAGCUGCGACUACGAGCAGAGGGAGCGCUUCCUGCUCUUCUGCGUCCACGGCGACGGGCACGCCGAGAGCCUGGUGCAGUGGGAGAUGGAGGUGUGCAAGCUGCCGCGGCUGUCUCUGAACGGGGUGCGCUUCAAGCGGAUAUCGGGGACGUCCAUCGCCUUCAAAAACAUUGCUUCCAAGAUUGCCAACGAGCUAAAGCUGUAG
This is a messenger RNA of Pipistrellus nathusii (Nathusius's pipistrelle), 2262 nucleotides long. Lineage: Eukaryota; Metazoa; Chordata; Mammalia; Chiroptera; Vespertilionidae. The record is from the annotation of a GenBank genome assembly.